AUGGCUCUCCUAGCAGAGCUCUUGACAACACCCUACUUAAUCCAGGCUCUGUGCGUGGCUGUCUUCGUCUUUUUCAUCUCCAGCUUCUGGCAGGAUCUGGCUGAUGAGAUCCCUUACGGACGGGUGCCCCUAGUCGGCAAGAAAUGGUGGGACCUGUCGAAUAAAAAGGCCAAAGCACGGUUCGCCGAGGCCGCAAGAGCUCUGAUCGCGGAGGGAUUCGCCAAGGGCGUCAGCGUCUUCCAGGUCAUGGCGACAACACGGCCACUGAUCGUCUUGCACCCCAAAUACGUCGAUGAGAUCAAGAGUCACCCUCACUUGGACUUUGAGCUUGCCACGAAGAAGGUAGGUUACACCAUCUUCAUCACAUCAAUCGCCCAGAACAUGGGCACAGAACAUCAGACUGACCAUAGCCAGAACUUCUUCGAGGAUCGAAUCGCCGGGUUCGAGGCUUUCCACCCCGCCGGUGCUUCGAGGGUAAUCCUGGACACGGUGCGAAUCAAGCUAACCCAAGCACUCGAAUGGACUUCAUACAACUUCUCCCACAAAGUCCCGCACAUAAUCGCCCGCCUGUCCACCCUCGUCUUCAUGGGCGAGACCGUCUGCCGCGACCCAGCUUGGCUCGACGUCUCGGUCAACUACACAAUCGACGCCUUCCUCGCCGCCCGCGCCCUGCGCAUGUGGCCCUCCGUGCUCCGGCCCCUAGUCCACUGGUUCAUGCCAAGCUGUCAAAAGCUGCGGCAGCAUUUUGCCGUCGCGCGGGCCAUCGUUGCCCAGGAAAUUGAGAAUCGCACCCUCGCCAAAGAGGGCCAGCUUGCUUCGGAGAGUGCGCCGCGCCGCGCCGAUGCCCUGGAUUGGCUGGAUGAACUAUCCACGGCGUAUGGGUCGGUGUCUGAUCGGCCGCGUGAGCAGGUCGGAUUGGCGCUGGCGGCGAUUCAUACUACGUCUAAUCUGCUGACGAACGUCGUGUAUGAUCUUGCGGCGUAUCCGGAGUAUAUUGAGCCGCUGCGGGAGGAGAUCAAGGCUGUUUUGGCGGAGGAUGAGUCGUUGAAGAAGACCAGUUUGCUGAAGCUGAAGCUUAUGGAUAGUGUUAUCAAGGAGUCGCAGCGAAUUAAUCCCGUGAGCAUCGUAUCCAUGAACCGCGCCGCCCUGGCCCCAAUCCCCCUCUCCGACGGCACAAUAAUCCCGCGCGGCGCCACCAUCGCCGUGUCCGCACACAUCAACGAAGACGACUCCGUCUACCCCAACGCCUCCGUUUACGACGGCUUCCGCUUCUACAAAAAGCGACAGGAACCGGGCCACGAGCACCGGCACCAACUCGUCACUACGACGAGCGAGAACUUUGGCUUCGGGCAUGGACGACAUGCGUGUCCGGGCCGGUUUUUCGCGGCUAAUGAGACGAAGAUCCUGCUGGUGCAUUUGUUGUUGAAGUAUGACUGGAAGUUUAAGAGUGUGGUGGGGAGACCGAGGAAUUUUGAGGUUGGGACGGAGAGUAUUGCGGAUCCGAGUGUUGAGUUGUUGUUUAGAGGGAGGGUGCCCGGGGUGGAUCUUAGGGCGUUGGGGGAGUAG
Molecule: messenger RNA, 1566 nt
Organism: Penicillium daleae
Lineage: Eukaryota; Fungi; Ascomycota; Eurotiomycetes; Eurotiales; Aspergillaceae
Product: cytochrome P450
Exons: 4
Coding region: 1-1566 (521 amino acids)
Molecular function (GO): oxidoreductase activity, acting on paired donors, with incorporation or reduction of molecular oxygen; heme binding; iron ion binding
Source: RefSeq, a predicted model, not a curated record